CUCUGCGGCGCGGUCCUCGGAGACACGCGGCGGUGUCCUGUGUUGACCAUGGCCGACUACCUGAUUAGUGGGGGCACGUCCUACGUGCCAGACGACGGACUCACAGCACAGCAGCUCUUCAACUGCGGAGACGGCCUCACCUACAAUGACUUUCUCAUUCUCCCUGGGUACAUCGACUUCACUGCAGACCAGGUGGUAAGUAUGAUCAGGAAUUGGGUCCUGAACAUCAAGGUGAGCUAAGGUGCUACUGUCACCUGGUCUCUGGGCUACCUCACCAGAUUGGGCUUGGGUGUGGAUUUUAUGGGAUGUUACUGGUUAGCAUGCAGGUCAUACAAAAGUCCUUUUUUGUGGGGGACUCAGUAACACCUUGAGGAGUAAGAGAUGCUUUCCCACACUGGCUGACCUUUGUCUCCUCAGGACCUGACUUCUGCUCUGACCAAGAAAAUCACUCUUAAGACCCCACUGGUUUCCUCUCCCAUGGACACAGUCACAGAGGCUGGGAUGGCCAUAGCAAUGGCGCUUACAGGUGGUAUUGGCUUCAUCCACCACAACUGUACACCUGAAUUCCAGGCCAAUGAAGUUCGGAAAGUGAAGAAAUACGAACAGGGAUUCAUCACAGACCCUGUGGUCCUCAGUCCCAAGGAUCGUGUGCGGGAUGUUUUUGAGGCCAAGGCCCGGCAUGGUUUCUGCGGUAUCCCAAUCACAGACACAGGCCGGAUGGGGAGCCGCUUGGUGGGCAUCAUCUCCUCCAGGGAUAUUGAUUUUCUCAAAGAGGAGGAACAUGACUGUUUAUUGGAAGAGAUAAUGACAAAGAGGGAAGACUUGGUGGUAGCCCCUGCAGGCAUCACACUGAAGGAGGCAAACGAAAUUCUGCAGCGCAGCAAGAAGGGAAAGUUGCCCAUUGUAAAUGAAGAUGAUGAGCUUGUGGCCAUCAUUGCCCGGACGGACUUGAAGAAGAACCGGGACUACCCACUAGCCUCCAAAGAUGCCAAGAAACAGCUGCUGUGUGGGGCAGCCAUUGGCACUCAUGAAGAUGACAAGUAUAGGCUGGACUUGCUCGCCCAGGCUGGUGUGGAUGUAGUGGUUUUGGACUCUUCCCAGGGAAAUUCCAUCUUCCAGAUCAAUAUGAUCAAGUACAUCAAAGAGAAAUACCCCAAUCUCCAAGUCAUUGGAGGCAAUGUGGUCACUGCUGCCCAGGCCAAGAACCUCAUUGAUGCAGGUGUGGAUGCCCUGCGGGUGGGCAUGGGAAGUGGCUCCAUCUGCAUUACCCAGGAAGUGGCUCCCAAGAUCCCUCCAGACAUAAAGUCCCACAGCCCCAAAUGCCCUUCUACUGUCACAGGUUGCUAUAUGCUGGCCUGUGGGCGGCCCCAAGCAACAGCAGUGUACAAGGUGUCAGAGUAUGCACGGCGCUUUGGUGUUCCAGUCAUCGCUGAUGGAGGAAUCCAAAAUGUGGGUCAUAUUGCCAAAGCUUUGGCCCUUGGGGCUUCCACAGUCAUGAUGGGCUCUCUCCUGGCUGCCACGACUGAGGCCCCUGGUGAGUACUUCUUUUCCGAUGGGAUCCGGCUAAAGAAAUAUCGCGGUAUGGGUUCUCUUGAUGCCAUGGACAAGCACCUCAGCAGCCAGAACAGAUAUUUCAGUGAAGCUGACAAAAUCAAAGUGGCCCAGGGGGUGUCUGGUGCUGUGCAGGACAAAGGGUCCAUCCACAAAUUUGUCCCUUACCUGAUUGCUGGCAUCCAACACUCAUGCCAGGACAUUGGUGCCAAGAGCUUGACCCAAGUCCGAGCCAUGAUGUACUCUGGGGAGCUUAAGUUUGAGAAGAGAACGUCCUCAGCCCAGGUGGAAGGUGGUGUCCAUAGCCUCCAUUCGUAUGAGAAGCGGCUUUUCUGAACAGGGAUCCAGCACACCUCCCUCGGUUUUUUUCAAUAAAAGUUUAGAAAGAAAAAA
Cercocebus atys (sooty mangabey) is the source of this 1944-nucleotide messenger RNA. RefSeq names its product IMP (inosine 5'-monophosphate) dehydrogenase 2 (gene IMPDH2). Gene Ontology annotation, biological process: GTP biosynthetic process. The record is from RefSeq and is a predicted model, not a curated record. Lineage: Eukaryota; Metazoa; Chordata; Mammalia; Primates; Cercopithecidae. Gene Ontology annotation, molecular function: IMP dehydrogenase activity. Gene Ontology annotation, cellular component: cytoplasm. The transcript is spliced from 14 exons. The coding region runs from base 478 to 1887 and encodes 469 amino acids.